UAGCUCCGGACAGAACCGGUCAGCUCCAGUUUUCCGCAGCUGCGCAGUGGGUGUAAACAGGAAGAGACUGUGUGGCUGGAAGGCACACGGACGAUAGAGAGACGAAAAAUAUUCUACACUUAAAUAAUAAUAAGAGCGAACGGUCGUGAAGAAUAAUAAUAUUAGACGAAGAUUUCGAAUUAUGCGACUUUGAUACAUUUAGAUGUUAAGAAUAUUAUUUUUGCUAAAACUAUCCGCAGUAGGUCGUCGAGUAAUUUCUUUAACAGUACAUUUUCUGCUUGGCGGGCUGCACAGAGGUUUUAUUUACAGCUAAGCAAGUGACCGCCGAUCUUUUAGAAUACUCGUCAUUUUAUUAGAUCAGCUUUAAUUAAUUAUUUCACCAUUAUGCCUGUUUAAAAUCCGAUUCGUGUUUGCUGUUUCAAUAAAUACCGUGUUUGAGACAUACGAUUCGUUACAUUUAGACAACCAGUAUAAUUAAAGAAAUGGUUCAGAAGGAGAAACAAGGUGAAACAAAAGCACCAGAAGAGGACAAGAAUCCAGCAUCAGCUGAAGCUACAGCAGAAAACACAGAAGUCGCGGCCGGAGUAGAAAACGAGAGUGUGUGUCUGGGGAAGUUCAUCACCGGUGUGGUGGAAGGUUUCUAUGGUCGGCCAUGGACUAUGGAACAACGUAAAGAGCUUUUUAGAAGGUUACAAAAGUGGGGUUUAAAUACUUACCUUUAUGCCCCAAAAGAUGACUAUAAACAUAGAAUGUUUUGGAGAGAAAUGUAUUCUGUUGAAGAAGCAGAGCAACUCAUGACUCUCAUAUCUGCGGCAAAAGAAUAUGGAAUAAGAUUCAUCUAUGCCAUUUCUCCUGGUCUUGACAUAACAUUUUCAAACCAGAAGGAAAUUUCCACCUUAAAAAGGAAAUUGGAUCAGGUUUCACAGUUUGGAUGCAAGUCAUUUGCCCUGUUGUUUGAUGAUAUUGACCACAAUAUGUGUCCUGCAGAUAAAGAAGUAUUUAGUUCAUUUGCACAUGCCCAAGUGUCAAUUACCAAUGAAAUCUUUCAGUAUUUGGGUGAGCCCGACAUUUUCCUGUUCUGUCCUACAGAGUACUGUGGAACUUUCUGCUAUCCAAAUGUGUCACAAUCUCCAUAUUUGCGGACUGUGGGUGAAAAGUUGCUGCCUGGAAUUGAGGUGCUUUGGACAGGUCCUAAAGUUGUAUCCAAAGAUAUUACGGUGGAUUCCAUUGAAGAAGUUACUAAAAUCCUGAAGAGAGCUCCAGUUAUAUGGGACAAUAUACAUGCUAAUGACUAUGACCAGAAGAGGUUAUUUCUUGGUCCAUACAAGGGUCGUUCCACUGAACUUAUUCCCAGACUGAAGGGUGUGCUGACCAAUCCUAACUGUGAAUUUGAAUCAAAUUUUGUGGCUAUCCACACAUUAGCAACAUGGUACAGGUCAAAUAUGAAUGGUGUAAGAAAAGACGUUGUUAUGACUGACAGUGAAGACAGCACAGUUUCAAUUCAGAUCAAGCUGGAGAAUGAAGGCAGCGAUGAAGAGAUUGAAACUGAUAUGUUGUAUAGUCCACAGCAAGCAUUAAAACUUGCUCUGACAGAAUGGCUGGCAGAUUUCAGAGUCCCUCAUCAGUACAAUAGUCGACAGGUUCCUCACAGUGGAGCAAAGAGCACAGCUAUUGAUGUUUCUUCUUUAGCCUCUCCAAGUCUUGGUUCUUCCACCACUGUCACCACUGUGUAUCAGCAGCCAAUCAUGAGUCAAGGAACUUCAUUGGGUGAAGAAACGCAUCCCUUAAGUAAAGAGGAAGAAGUGGAGGAUGAGGAGGAAGAAGAGGAGAAGAAGGAACAAUUACUUUUACAGUCUGAUGAAGAACCUAUGGAAAUGGUGGUGGAAAAGCAAGAUGAACCUGAUACAAAGAAUGUCAGCCAGAUCUUAAAGGAAAUUGUUAAGGCUAAAAUGACAGAGGAAUUAAAACCCAUGGACACAGACAAAGAAAGCAUUGCAGAGUCAAAGUCUCCUGAGAUGUCUAUUCAGGAAGAUUCUGGCAGUGAUAUUGCUCCAAUGCAAACAGAUGACCAGCUAAACAAAGAAUCUUUUACACCAGGGCCUAAUGAGAAGCCCCUUUAUGCAGUAGAGCCACUCACCUUGGAGGACCUCAUGCUGCUCUCUGAACUCUUUUUUCUGCCUUAUGAACAUGGCCAAAAAGCUGCUCAGAUGCUUAAAGAAUUCAAUUGGCUACGAGCAAACAGCAGUGUGGUUAGUGUAAACUCUAAAAGGAAGGACCCGGAAAAAGUCAGUGAAUGGCAUGCUCGAGCAGAGAAGUUUGAGGAAAUGUGCUGUUCAGUAAUUCAGAUGUUUACUCGCCUCUCAAACUCUGCAAACAGAACAAUCCUGUAUGAUUUAUAUCCAUAUAUUUGGGAUAUUAAAAGUAUAAUUUCAAUGGUCAAAUCAUUUGUUCAGUGGUUAGGGUGUCGUAGUCAAUCAUCAGCACAGUUCUUAAGUGGAGACCAAGAACCUUGGGCCUUUAGAGGCGGUCUAGCAGGCGAGUUCCAGCGAUUAUUACCAAUUGAAGGUGCAAAUGACCUCUUCUACCAGCCUCCACCACCAACACCAACUUCUAAAAUUUACUCCAUAAGGCCAUAUUUUCCAAAAGAUGAGGCUUCUGUAUACAAGAUCUGCGGAGAGAUGUACAAUGAAGGCAUGGAGGACAUUCCUUUCUGUGAACAGCCUGAUUUAAUUGGCGAUAAAUUGAUUGGGGGAUUGCUGACCCUUAGCCCAGAUUAUGGGUUUGUACUGGAGGAUGAUGAUGGAAUCUGUGGAUACGCCCUUGGCACAGUUGAUGUCAAACCAUUUGUGAAGAAAUGUAAAGUAAGCUGGUUCCCAGUAAUGCAAGAGAAAUAUAAUAAACCAGAUUCAGAAAAGGAGCUUUCGGAGGCUGAGAAAAUGAUGCUUAGUUUUCAUGAGGAACAGGAAGGCCUUCCUGAAUCAUUUCUAAGUAAUUUCCCAUCAAUGAUUAAGGUGGAUAUACAUUGGAAGGUCACAGAUCCUAGUGUAGCUAAGAGCAUGAUGGGCUGCCUUCUCUCCUCACUCAAAGCUAAUGGAUCCCAUGGAACUUUUUGUGAAGUAAGACAGAAUGACAAGAGAAUGCUGGACUUUUACGGUAAACUGGGCUGCUUUGAAGUAGCGAAGAUGGAGGGCUUUCCUAAGGAUGUGAUUAUCAUGGGAAGGAGCUUAUAAACAGAUAUGAAUGUGAAUUACCAACUUUUGUCUAAACAAAAUCUUUAUUAGGCCAAGACAUGCACAAUAUGUCUGCUUUAUUUUAAUCAUGCCUACUCAUCACAGAACUUUUAUUAAUAAACGGAGUCUUUGGUAGAAAAAUGGAUCCAUGUUUGGCACUGCUAAAGUCUGGAAAAUUGAAGCUGUACUACCACUCGGUGACUAACACUACUCCAUCAGCAAUGCAUAAUGGUUUUCUUUUUAUAUCCAGUAAACAGCUCUGACUUGACAGGUAUGGAUGAGGAACUGUAUGAUAAAUAUUGAGAAUACAUUUGGUACUUUCCGAAUGAUCACUUCAUACUGUACAUCAAAAGUAAAAACGUUUGCAAAAUGCAGAUCCAUUAGGAAGCAUCGAUGCAGAGUGGUAGUGUGUAUCUGGAAACGAACGUUAGUGGUACAAUAACACUUCAACGUAUACAACUGUGGCUGAGACAUGCUGCAAAGUAUGUAACAAGAUGUGGACGAGUGUCUGUACAUCUACGUUGGCCACAAAAACUGCAGACUGAGUGGGAAACCUACACUUUAUCAGCUGUGAUAGUCAGCGCCAACUAAAGUCAGGAAAUGGCUGAUCCAUUGGAAAUGGCAGUUGUUUGAAGGGCUUCUCAAGCACUGAAGUGAUGUCUUAAUGCCAACAUCUGUUCGGACGUUCUUAAACACUCUAACUCUGUGAUUAACGUGGAACCUUAGUUGCACAUUCUCUUUAGUGGCAGCAGUGUCCAAAAAGCUUACAAUCAUAAAUAAUUAUGUAUAUUAAUUAUUUAAAGUACACAGCUUACAGAUUUUGAAAUGUUGUUAUAUAGCGUUUUAAAAUCUCAACUUACAUUUUUUUGUAGUUUUAUUUAUUAUUUGUCAACUGCAUAUAAAUAGUAGAUCCAGGACAGCACUUUGACUUGGCUUUAUUCACCUGGGUCACAGUUCUUUGUAUUUCUUCUUUUUUUAUUCUAAGAUUAACAGCUUCAAAUUGAAAAGACUUGCAUUCACUUUACACAGCAAAACAAAACAAAGCAAACACACCCGAGUCCCACUUGUAAAAAAUGUGAAUUGUUAUCUAACAUCUGGAAUCUUGUGAACCUGCAGCACAGCAUCUUUUAUCUUUCUUGCCUCUUGAAAUUGUUAUUCCAAUAAACUGAAAUGAAUUUGUGAAUAUGUUUGAUAUUUGGAAUUUUUGCCAUGAAAUUCUAAAUCUAGAGAUCUAAAUUAACAUUAGAAUAAUAGAUUCUACAAAAGCUGACUUGCUGAUUAGUGUGGAUGUGGAAAGUUUAAAGAUACACUUAAUCUGUUUGAUUAGCCAUGCAUAUUAAACUAAACAACAGUCAGUUUUGAAAUCAUAGUACAUAAAUAGAUGAAAUGACACAUUAAACCUUAUUUGAUGAGGUGGCGUCUCAUAAGGCUGCACGAUUUAUGUAGUUGCUGCAUUAGGUUUCUGACUCACAUUAUUUAGGCUGAAGCAACUUCAUUUGUUUGCCUUUUAUGCAACACUUUUAAAAAUCAUCACUGAAUAUUAUUUAUAACUCCCUGUAAGCUAGGAUUCAUUUUAUUUUUUUUUUUGACCAUCUACAGUACAGUUGUUAAUGUGCGUAUGAGACGGUAGACGGCAUCCACAUUACGACUGCGCCAGUCCGGCUUUACGUUCUCCUGAUGCUCAUUUUUGUGUACUCCCUUCUGACUUGUGGAACUAUUGAGGGUCGUUUUACAGCAUUUUUGUUGUGAUGUUACAGGAAAUGCUAUUUGGUGCUGUUACUUUCUGAAGAAUGCAAUGAUCUUUUUAAAGCAUUGUAAUCUCUAAAGGAAUUCCUUUAGUGUUUCAAAGCUGCAGUGCUGUACAAAUUCUGCAGAUGUUCUGUUUGUUAUAGGACAGAUUGUUAUGUAUUAUUUGUAUGUAAUUGAGAUAAUUCAGUCAGGAAAAUAAAGUAAGUGGGGAAAAAAAGCA
Molecule: messenger RNA, 5199 nt
Organism: Polypterus senegalus (gray bichir)
Lineage: Eukaryota; Metazoa; Chordata; Cladistia; Polypteriformes; Polypteridae
Gene: oga
Product: O-GlcNAcase
Exons: 16
Coding region: 483-3230 (915 amino acids)
Biological process (GO): glycoprotein metabolic process
Molecular function (GO): beta-N-acetylglucosaminidase activity
Source: RefSeq, a predicted model, not a curated record